Messenger RNA from Closterium sp. NIES-65, 5439 nucleotides. NCBI's taxonomy places the organism in Eukaryota, Viridiplantae, Streptophyta, Zygnematophyceae, Desmidiales, Closteriaceae. The record is from the annotation of a GenBank genome assembly.
AUGGUUCUGGAUCAUGCCGUUGACGAGGCGGCUCUUAUGGAGGACGAGGCGGCGAACGACGGCGGCGUCGGGUGGGACGAGGACGGCGCAGCGGCGGCGCGACGCGUCCACGCGAAAGCGCUCGCCGCGAUCGCGACGCCCCGGGCACGCGGGCCGAAGAACAACGACUGGAGUAACGCGCGCAAGACUUCCGAGUGGGGUGCCGCUUCUGCCGCCGCUGUUUCGCUUUCUAGUUCGAGUUCGGGCUCGCGCACGGGCUCUAUGGCUGCUGCGGCAGCAGCGGCGGUGCAUGUUUCGCCUGAACGGGGUGGUAACAGCCGGUUGCAUUCGCGAGCGCGAAGCUCUUCGCAGGUGGACGCUGAGCGAAGCUCGUCACCUUGGGGAAGCGGGACGGGGCGAACGGCUGGCGGAGGCGCGGAUGGUGGAAGCGCGGGCGGAGAAAGCGCGUUUGCGGGAGCCAGGAGGGGGAGAGUGGGCGGAGGAGGCGUAGGGGCGGGUUCCGCGGUGGGUAAGCCGACAAGCGCGUUCGAAGCACGUGUCGCGCCGCCGAUGGUGGAGAGGCCGCCCGUACCUGAAGGCCUGCAGGAUCUCUCCUUGUUUUACGGCGCUUCGAGGGAGGAGGUCGCGAGUAGCGACAGCGUUAUAUUUAACCCCGCAGGCGGCGCCGUAACCGAUCAUAACUCGGACAUAGCGCUCCUGAUCAACUCGCCUGCUUCCGUUGCCCCUGCUUCUGCCGCUUCUGCGGGAGGUGGUGGUGCUGCGGCUGGUGGUGGUGGCGCGGCGGAAGCGGCACCACCGUCGCCACGAGGUCUGCAUGUUUCGCCGAAGUCCACGUGGACCAAUCAGAAACCAGCAACGCAGGGAAGAGUGGCAGGUGGCGGCGGGAGGGCUCACGCGGGAGCGGCCGCGGCAGGAGCGCCGGGAAUAGGCGCAUCUGGGGCAGGUGCAUUUGGCGCAGGCCCGAGCGCAAUCUCGCCCAUGGCGGCAGCCGCCAUUCGCGGCGGCGGAUUAUCAGCCAUGUCGCCGCGCCUGCUGAAAUUUCUGGUCGAGGAUAAGCCGGGGGUGGCGGAGCGGGGCGCGGGGAGAGCAGGGGAGGGGAAGCGCGGGGGCGGAGACAGGCGCUUGCGCCAGAGCGGAAGCGGGGACGAGACCGCGGAAGGGAGGGGGGCUGCAGGGGGAGACGAGCAGGGAAGGGUAUCGAUGCGGUCGCGCAGCGGGCCGCUCUCCGCGCGAGCCAGAUCACGCGCCGCUGCGACCAUGAGUGGCGCGUUCCGGAUCCCCGGGCCGCUACACUCCCCGCUUUCCGGCUCCCCCGCGUCGUCCGACUCGGUAUUGUCGUCUCCGCUAGCCCUCCCCGCGCCAUCCCCGUUAGCGCCGUCCUCGAGUUUCGGUAGAAGCGCCGGAGGCGCAGCAGCGGGUGCCGCUCACGGGAGAAGCGGUGCGGGCAGUGCGUCAGUUCCCUCCCCUACGCGCACCUCCCCUACAAUCACAUCUCCCACCAAGCCAACCUCUCCGCUAGGCCCCGCCUCUGCCGCCGCUACCGCGGGGCCGUCCGCGUCUGCUGCGCAACCAUUGGCGGCUCCCGCGGGGUUCCGGCGGCCCGCCGCCCUUGAUCUUGGACGGCUGCUCGCGCCCGGCGCUCCAGGCGGGGAGGAAUCCGACGGCGAGGAUGAGUUCAGCGAUGACGACGCUGACGUCAGCGAGGCCGCGGCUGUACCAGGCCCGGCCGAGCCGCCAGGAUCGGGGAGAGCUGUGGCGACAGGCUCGGGAACAGCCGCCGAUCGCGGGGAGCGGCUGGAGGGGGUUGAGGUGAGGCUGGAGCGGCGGUCGACGGGGAACGCGCAGCACGCGGAGAGGGGAAGGGCGGACGGGAGCCUGGGGAACGCGGAGCGCCCCCGCAGCAGCCCUGUAGGCCUCGACUCGGCACUUAGCUUCGACCGCCGAACCAGCCCUGUAGGUUCGGGCACUGUAGAUAAGUCCGGGUUGGGAGGCGUUGGCGGAGGCGGAGGAGGAGGCGGCGGGGGAGCGGGGGGGAGAGCGGGCGCGGGUAGGGUGCAAAGCACGAAGAGCCCAGCGCGGGCAACGAGGGGCGGGAGUCCGAGUGUUUCGGCUGCUGCUGCUGCCGAGGACGCGUAUAACGCGAACGCGCGAGUCCUCCCUCCGUCGUUGUCGUUUUCCGGGAGUGACUUGGCGAUUAACACCAUCGACCGCCGAACUUCCGCCAAUGAGUACAUUGAUUUCCCCCCGGCGGCUUCCCCCGCCGAUUACUCCCCGGACGUUAACAUCUCCCCCACGCAGCAGGCGCAACAGCAGGCGCAACAGCAGCAGAGGGCUAGCAGUGCCAAGCCUGGCAGGCAGGCAAGCGGACAGGCCGGUAUGGGCGGCCGUACGGGUAAGACUGGAAGCAGCGGAAAUAGCCCGGUAGGCUUGGCAGCGGCGGCAGGUUCGGGGACAGGUUCGGGAGGUUUCGGGGCGGGCACAGGCACAGGCACAAGUGGGGGCAUGGGAAUGCCAAAGAGUGCGACUCUGGACUCGGGCAUGGGCGGAACCCAUGCGGACUCAAUGAAAGCUUCUCAUUUUGACGAUAACGAUAACGAUGACGAUAACGAUAACGAUAACGAGAACGGUAACGAGGAUAGUGAUGAUGACGACGACGCUGUUUUGCUGCUGCCAGAAGACGUUCCGAGCGCCGACGCCGCGGGACCUAGCUCGGCGCGCAGCAAGUCAAAAGCUGCGCCAGCGGCACCGUUAGCGUCAGCGUCAACGUUUACGUCGUCAGCGGUACCUUUAGCGUCAGCGCCCGGGCAGGGUGGGAAGGGGGCGUUUUCCGAGCGCGUGCGCGGGUUUGCGUCGCCCAGGCGCGUGGAGAGACCCCCCGACCCCAUGGACCGCCUCCGCGGAUUCGUCUCCCCGCGCGCACGCAUCCGGGAGGGUCCGGCCGCGGGGCAGAGCGAGGGAAGCACAUUUGGCGCGGAUGCUGGUCGCGCCACUGGCGGUGGGGGCCGGGGCGGGGGAGCGGGGGGAAGGGGUGGCGCAGCAGCGGCGGAGGAGAAUCAACUGGGGGGGACGAUUUGGCAGCAGUAUCAACGGCCGCACGGCCAGCAGCAGCAGCUGCCGCAGCAGCAGACGCAGCAGCAGCAGCAGACGCAGACGCAGCAGCAAGGGGAAACGGAUAGCAAAGGGAACCGCAGGCGGCCGAAUCUGCGGCCGUUACAGCUAGACGCGCUGGUUACCACCCCCAGAGGCCGCGCCCGCACGCACCUCCCCGCGGGGGGUCCUCUUUCCGCACGCGCUGCUGGUCCAGGCCCGAGCAGCAACGUCUUCCGCCAAAGGGGCGCGGGCGGGGGCAGAGGGGGAGGCGCGGGGUGGGAUGGGGACGCGCCAAUGGCAGCGCCUGCAGGAGCGGGGGAGGGGCAGGGGGGGCGGGGGCAUAUGGCAAUGGCUAUGCCUCCCCUUUGGCACAGAAGUCCGCGGGCGGGGGGAAGCGGGUUGAAUCUAGGCGCAAUCACCCCCACUGCUGCUUCCGCCUCUUCCGCCGCGGGUGCAAGCGGGGGGAGAGGCGGGGCGUCUGCUGCUGCUGGUCCUCCGGGAGGGGGGGAGAGAGGGGGGGGCGCGGGAAUGGGGGAGAAUAGCAGCAGCCCUAAGUACUACGUUGCGCUUAAGAGCCCCCGCGCGCCCGCGGAUGCGCCCAGGCGCGCCAAUAAGAGCCCCAAAACGCCCCGCGGGGAGGUGAUAUCUGGGAAAGGCGCGGGCGAGGGGGGCAUGGGCGGAAGCACCACUGCCGGUUCUGGGUGGGGAGGCGGCGGGGCAGGCGGCGGGGCAGGCGGAGGGGGUGGCGGAGGCGGAGGCGGAGGGGGAGGUCAGAGGGAGGGCGGCAAGAGGCGGGGACUGGCGUCAUGGGGAGGCGGGGGAACGCUGGGCGCAGCAGUGGACACUUUCAGCCGCAGCCUGAGCGCCCACCCCGUCAGCCCUAGGGCGGGUCCACCUGGGGCAGGCGCAGGGGGAGGGGGAGGCGCAGGGGGAGGGUUGAUGACAGCGGAAGCUGCAGCCGCGUUUGACGCGCAUGCUAGACGAUCCAUGGCUGCCCCCCCCAACCCUUCCUAUCAUGCGCUCCCUACCCCCUCCCUCCGACCCUCGCCCACAGCUGCUGCUGCCGCCGCUGCUGCGGCCGCUGUCGCUGCUGCUGCUGGUGGCGGGGGCAGCGGCGGGGGGAGCAGCAGCAGCGUGCGAGGGGGUGGGAGCAGCGGCGCUGGCGGUGCUGACAUGGGCGCAGGAGGGGGGGCGGGCGGGGCAGGGGGCGCAGGAAGGGGCGCAGGAGGGGGCAUGGGCAUGGGGAUGGGGAUGGGGAUUGGCAUGGGUGUGUUUCAGCAGGGGUUUUCUGAUGUGACGCGGCGGUAUGAGAUGGGGCGGAAGGUGGGGCAGGGGCGGAAGGGGGUGACUGUAUACCAGUGCGUGGAAAGGCGCUCAGGCAGGCAGUACGCGUGUAAGACUAUAGACAAGGUGACUCUAACGGGGGGCAGGAAAGAGGAGGCGGUUCGGACGGAGGUGGCGAUUAUGAGGAAGCUGCAGGGGCAUCCGCACAUAGUGGAGAUUAAAGAUACGGCGGAAGAUGCUAAGUUCGUGCACAUAAUAAUGGAGAUGUGUUCGGGAGGCGACCUGCUGGAUCACAUCAACACGCAGCUGUGCAUUUCCGAGAGGGAGGCCGCUACCAUCGUGCGCGUGCUCGUGCAGACCAUCCACUUCUGCCACGUCAGCGGCAUCAUGCACCGCGAUCUCAAGCCCGAGAACGUGCUGCUCGGCUCGCCCGGCCAGUGGUGGGACCUGCGCGUGGCGGAUUUCGGCUUUUCUGUGCCGCUCAGAGCAGGCCAGCGCAUGAAGGGGUAUGCCGGGUCGCCCUUCUACAUGGCGCCGGAGGUGCUGGACGGGCUGUACGGCCACGAGGCAGACAUCUGGAGCCUGGGAGUCAUCCUCUACACGCUGCUUUCCCAGAAGCUUCCCUUCUGGGACGACACGGACGCGGGCGUGUAUGAGCUGAUCCGGCGCUGCGAGGUGGACACGAGCACUGGCGUGUGGCCGCUGGUGUCAGGGGCGGCAAAGGACCUCGUGCACCGCAUGCUAACCUUCGACCCCAACCACCGCCUGCCCCUGCAUCUGAUUCUGGACCAUCCAUGGGUGGUCACUAACACGACAGUCGACAUCCCCCGUGUGCCAUCCAGCGCGUCAGUUUCCUCAGAAACUUCCUCUCUCGAGCCGCACUCGUCCGGGCGGCGAAAGAAAGAUAUUGCUCGAUCUGCUGGGACCAUCUUUUCGUCCCGUGCCCAACCGCAAGCCAUGCGUGCUGCUGCCGCCGCCGCUGCUGCUGCUGCUGCCGCCGGUGGUGGUGGGGGGAGUGAUGGUGAUGAUGAUGAGGAGGAGAGUGUGGGAGGCAAGGGGGAGUGA